Molecule: messenger RNA, 4203 nt
Organism: Vigna unguiculata (cowpea)
Lineage: Eukaryota; Viridiplantae; Streptophyta; Magnoliopsida; Fabales; Fabaceae
Product: Regulator of chromosome condensation (RCC1) family with FYVE zinc finger domain-containing protein
Molecular function (GO): metal ion binding
Source: RefSeq, a predicted model, not a curated record
UUUAGACUUUUUGCGUCAGCAAGAUUCUUCUUAAAAGAGCCACCCUUUUAAAAAGACAAGCAAAUUAAAGUUGCUUUUGGAUAAUAACUCACUGUUUAGAUACUAAUCUCUUUUCAGAUGAACUUCAAGCUCUGGUUUUUGUAUUUUGGGAAGCGUUUUGGAAACACAAUCAUGGUAACUUUACCUGUUUGAAGCAAGAAUUUUGAACCCUAAACACUGAGUUUAGAGACAUUACUCCAAAACCUUCAUCAUAAAGAAGAAUCCUCGUGGGGUUAGAAUUAUUACAAUUGUCAACAGUCAAAAGAAACUGGGUUCAAUCAUUGAGAGAUAAGGAAUCCGUUGAAUGUGAAAUUGCACGUUGGCUUCUAUUAUAUAUUGGGACAAGAGCAAUGAUUCGAAGCGAGGGGAAUUUUCUGCGAAGAGUGUUCAGAGUGAUGCACAGUGAAAACAAACAGAAAGUUUUAAGGUGAGAAGAUAGUCAGAGAAAAAAAGGAAGACAAGAGAGUGUGAUCGUUCAGUUCAGUUAAGGUUCUUAACAUAACAAACCAUCACAUUGUCUACCUCUGAAGCCACUUUCCAUUCCCUUCAUCAGACACUUCACAGAGAAAAAGAAAGAAAAAGAGAGAAUAUCUUCCGCAUUCUUACCUCUCUUCAAUUAUUUUGCUGCCAAUGAUAAAGUUCCACGUAUUGUGAAAACUAAGGAAGGACUCCUUUCUGUGUCCCCUGUCUGCCAUUCUCUCUUCCAUGAAACUACAGCAUGACGAUGGAAGAUGAGUCCUUGGCAACAGUCCCAUUUGACAGGGCUAUUGAACAGGCAAUUGUGUCUAUCAAGAAAGGUGCAUAUUUACUUAAGUGUGGUCGUAGGGGAAAGCCGAAGCUCUGUCCUUUCAGACUUUCCCAGGAUGAGAGAAAUUUGAUUUGGUAUUCAGGACAGCAGGAAAAGCAUUUGCGAUUGAGUGUAGUUACAAAAAUUGUUCAAGGGCAAGAAAAUAUAAGGUCCCAGAGGCAAAAUGAACCCGAAAAGGAGUGCCAUUCGUUUUCUCUAAUCUAUGCUAAUGGUGAACGUUCUCUUGAUCUGAUAUGCAAGGACAAGGCACAAGCUGCUUCUUGGUUUGUUGGCUUGAAAGCUGUCAUCUCUAGGUGUCAGCAUCCUAGAGCUUUUAGUAGUUUAAGAAGUUGCAAAGGUGUGCAGAGUUGUGUUAGUAGUCCUGCUGGAAUCUUACGAAGAAAGAAAAAUCUUGGCCUUUUGGAUGAUACCUCUCAGUUUACUCAGGUACAUAGCGUAUGUGCAAGUCCUACUUUAUCACUUUCCGAAAGGUGCUUUUCUGAUGGCUUGUCAUGCACUUCUGAUAACUUAUAUUCAUCCACAUCUUUCCUCUCCAGCACUCAAGGUGUAACAGAUAAUUCAGUGCCAAGUUCUCCAUACAUUGAUCCAGAUGUUCAUAGUAACAUUGAAUCAACUCGCAUUGAUAAGGAGCACAAGAAGAAUUUGUCCUAUAGGCAUUUGACGCAUUCUACCUCCGUACAUUUAGGAAAAAGUAAUGUAUUGAAGGAUGUAAUGAUAUGGGGUGGAGGGAUUGGGUGUCUUGUAGGGAUUGUGAAUGAAAGGUUUAUUCAAGGUGGGGUCUAUUCUUUAGUGCCGAAGUUACUAGAAUCCACUGCAAUGUUAGAUGUACAGAACAUAGCUUUGGGAGGAAAACAUGCUGCCUUAGUUACAAAACAAGGGGAAGUUUUUUGUUGGGGUCAAGGAAAGUGGGGAAGACUCGGGCAGAAAAUUGAUAUGGACAUUAGCUCCCCAAAAAUAGUGGAUUCUCUUAAUGGUCUUCAUGUAAAGCACGUUGCUUGUGGUGAGUAUCAUACGUGUGCUCUGACAGAUUCUGGUGAAGUAUAUACUUGGGGAAAUGAUGUCUGCUGUGCAGAUUUAUUUAAUGAAGGGAGAACUAGAAGUCAGUGGAUACCACAAAAACUUGGCGGAUCCUUAGAUGGUAUUAGUAUCUCUAGUAUUGCUUGUGGAGAAUGGCAUACUGCGAUUGUUUCUAGUUGUGGGAGGUUAUUUACUUACGGAGAUGGUACAUUUGGGGUUCUUGGCCAUGGUGAUCUUCGGAGCUAUUCAAGUCCAAAAGAAGUUGAGUCUCUUAGUGGACUAAGGGUGAGGUCUGUUGCAUGUGGAUCAUGGCAUACAUCUGCUAUUGUUGAAGUUAUGUUUGAUCGUUUUAGGUACAAUAGUGCUAGUGGUAAGUUGUUUACAUGGGGUGAUGGAGACGAGGGGAGGCUUGGUCAUUCGGAUAACGGAAGCAAGCUUGUACCAACAUGUGUUACACAACUUGUGGACUAUGAUUUUGUUCAAGUGUCAUGUGGAAGAAUGUUGACUGUAGCACUCACUAACAUGGGCAAGGUUUUUGCUAUGGGAAGUGCCAAAUAUGGACAGUUAGGAAAUCCACAUGCCAAGGAUAAAGCAGUCAUGGUUGAAGGACAACUCAAACAAGAGUUUGUUAAAGUUAUAUCAACCGGUUCAUAUCAUGUUGCUGUUUUGACUUCUGCAGGGAGUGUUUAUACAUGGGGCAGGGGUGAAAAUGGACAACUGGGGCUAGGUGAUACUGAAGAUAGAUAUACACCUUGUUUUGUUGAGGCUCUAAGAGAUAGACAGGUAAAUACUAUCACUUGUGGUCCAAGCUUCACAGCUGCAAUCUGUUUACACAAACCUAUUUCUAUUAGUGACCAAUCAACUUGUAGUGGUUGUAGGUUGCCAUUUGGAUUCACAAGGAAGAAGCAUAACUGCUAUAACUGUGGUCUUUUGUUCUGCCGUGCUUGUAGUAGUAAGAAGAUUAUAAAUGCACCUCUAGCCCCCAGUAAGAGCAAGGCUUUUCGGGUUUGUGAUCAGUGUUUUGAUAAACGACAGGGAGGUACACAUUCAAUAAUGGCUUCUAAGUCCAGAAAUUACAACAGUCAACAGUUGUUGAAGCAUCAACAAAAAAUUGCUGAUGUGACUGAAGACCGGGGAGAGACAACCGUGACACAAGGCCCUCUGCUAUCUUUUGGUCAAUCAUGUUACAGGAAAAGUAUGCCAAGUGGACGUAAGGAUUGGAAAAACCACCCAGAAAGCCAACAGGAUGUAGAAGAUAGUUCUUCUAUGCUAGGUGGAAUGCCGCAGUGGGGGCAAGUUCCAUGUCCUGCCAUAUUUAAAAUUAAUGGUACAGAAAAUCCAGUUGUUCAUGUUUCUUCAUCCAAAAAUAAAUUAGCCACAGUUUCUCCAUGUAGUAUGGAAUCUACAACAUAUAACUUCUCUAAUGUAGAGACAGGUACAACUAAAUCUGAGAAGGUUCUGCUUGAAGAAGUUCAUAGGCUGAGAACCGAGGCUAAGAGACUUGAAGAGCAAUGUGAGCUUAAAAAUCAUAAAAUACAAGAGUGUCAGCAAAAAAUUGAGGAGAGUUGGUUUGUGGCAAGGGAGGAAGCUGCUAAGUGCAAGGCAGCAAAAGAGGUCAUAAAAGCUUUAGCACUAAGGCUUCAUACCAUAUCAGGAAAAGAUAAUGCUGGGCAAGAAGCAAAAGUUGGACAACAUGAAUUUGUGCCUAAUCUGGCAACCAUAGUUACAGAUAUGAAGAGUCCAAGAGAUGGCAAUGGGGACAGUCUAUCCAAUUCUCCCAUAGUAUUCUCUGACAUAAUAAAAUCCAAAUUUGGGAGAAGCAUGUUUCCCAAAAAUGAAAAUUCUAACUUUAGUAGAGGUGAGUCUCAACAGGACAAUAUCAAUGGAUUGAAGGCAGACUGGGUAGAACAAUAUGAGCCAGGUGUUUACAUCACAUUUACAACCUUACCAUGUGGGAAAAAAGGCCUUAAGCGAGUCAGAUUUAGUCGCAAGCGAUUCUCAGAGAAGGAAGCCGAGAAAUGGUGGGAAGAGAAUCAGAGCAAGGUGUAUCACAAAUAUGGGAUUGAAGGAUAUAUAAACACCAGCCAAAGUCAGGUGAAAGGCUAAUUUUUACUGCCAUUCAUCUCUACCAGUUUUCACCAAUAGUUCUUAGUGGGAAAGAGGUGAUGUUGGCUUUAGGCCUCAAAGAAAGAUCAAGUGUAUAGUCACAAAUAAUAGCGUAUCUUUGUUCAGCGUCUUGGGGCAUUCAUUCGGUGUACAGUCACAAAUAACAACGUGUCUCUUAAUUUUGUCUAUUUCUAUUUUAGCUUUAUAAAGUUGUUCAAAUUCCAUUUCUAAUA